Oxyura jamaicensis (ruddy duck) is the source of this 5734-nucleotide messenger RNA. It is a transcript of the gene CDHR1, whose product is annotated as cadherin related family member 1. Gene Ontology annotation, biological process: calcium-dependent cell-cell adhesion; cell-cell junction assembly; homophilic cell-cell adhesion. The coding region runs from base 548 to 3025 and encodes 825 amino acids. The record is from RefSeq and is a predicted model, not a curated record. The transcript has 17 exons. NCBI's taxonomy places the organism in Eukaryota, Metazoa, Chordata, Aves, Anseriformes, Anatidae. Gene Ontology annotation, molecular function: calcium ion binding; cadherin binding. Gene Ontology annotation, cellular component: catenin complex; adherens junction; plasma membrane.
AGUUCUAUUGAUUUUACUAAUAGGUUGUAAAAAAAAAAAAGUGAUAACCACAGUACUUUGAGAUAAAGUACUUGAAGGUGUGGGAGGAAAAGGUAAAAGCAAAGGGCUUUUAGGUAGAGCUAGUAAAUACAAAGAGCCAACCUCUGGCCUCUAGCCAGGGUUAAGUACUUGCUUUGAAAACUCUGAGAACCAAUACACGUAGAGGACUACUGACUGUCUGAAAUCUCUCCAGCCAAAGGCUAGAUAAUUACCAGAAAGUUUACAUGGGAAUAGAGUGAUGGUUACGUGUGGUUUUGAGGUAAGGUAUAUUGCUUUAAAGUUGAGUAUUUAGGCCUCUUCUGAAACAUACCUUGUUUUCUAAUCUUUCAGGUUAAGGACAAGCACUGCUUUGAUGUAGGGCUCUGGUUGCUCAGAUUACUUCUUGUUAGCAAUGGAAGGUGAAGGCUGAGGUGACCCCUGGCCAGCUGGAUCUCCUAGACCCUAACAAGUUCAGGCAAAUUAUGCCCCCUAUUUCUUUGACAAUGGAGCCAGAAGCACAAACGGGAACAUGGCACUUCUGAGCCUUUCGGAGGACACACCUGUUGGUACCUAUGUGUAUACCCUGAAUGGAACUGAUCCUGAAGGAGAUCCUGUGACGUAUGGCCUGACCUAUGAAGCUGGAUCGAGACGCUACUUUUCUGUUGACAGAAACCUUGGAAAUGUUACGCUGAUUGAGGAACUUGACAGAGAGAAAGAAGAUGAGAUUGAAGUUAUUGUCAGUAUUUCAGAUGGCCUCAGUACAGUCUCGGAAAAAGUUAGGAUCCUUGUAACAGAUGCUAAUGAUGAGAGUCCAGAGUUCAUCAAUACACCUUACAUAGUCCAAGUCCCAGAGAACACUCCCUCUGGCAGCAGUAUCUUUAAGAUCGAGGCAGUGGACAGAGACACUGGUUCUGGGGGAAGUAUCACCUACUUCUUGCAGAACAUCCAUGCUAAUAAGUUUACGAUAGACCGUCACAGUGGUGUCCUGCGCAUCAAAACAGGGGUCACCCUGGACUAUGAGAAAUCAAGAACACAUUUUGUUGUCGUUGUAGCCAAGGAUGGUGGUGGGAAGCUCAGGGGAGACAACAAAGUGUUUUCAGCCACAACAACGGUUACUGUCAACGUGGAAGAUGUUCAGGACACACCUCCCAUGUUCAUUGGGACUCCCUACUAUGGAUAUGUCUACGAGGAUACACUUGCAGGCUCUGAGGUCCUCACUGUUGUUGCUCUUGAUGGAGAUAGAGGAAAGCCUAACAGUAUUCAUUACUGCCUCGUGAAUGGAAGCGAAGGUUCCUUUGAGAUCAGCAACACAACUGGAGCCAUUUCUGUUAUAAAAAACCCAAAUCAGCUCAAGAAAGAAGUGUAUGAUCUAAAAAUUCAGGCAUCAGAAGUUGGUCCAGAAGGUGAUGUCUCUGCAUACGCUUUUGCCAUGGUGACUAUAAGGGUGGUCGACCUCAACAAUCAUCCACCGACGUUUUACGGAGAAAAUGGUCCCCAGAACAGAUUUGAACUGACCAUGUAUGAGCAUCCCCCAGAGGGUGAAAUCUUGAGGGGACUGAAGAUUACAGUCAACGAUUCAGAUCAGGGAGCCAAUGCUAAAUUCAACCUCCGUCUUGUUGGACCCGGUGGCAUCUUCCGAGUCGUUCCCCAAACUGUCCUGAAUGAGGCUCAGGUUACAGUAAUAGUGGAAAAUUCUGCUGCUAUCGACUAUGAAAAAUUCAAGGUGUUAACAUUCAAGCUUCUUGCAAUAGAGGUGAACACACCAGAGAGAUUCAGCUCAACAGCUGACGUAGUGAUACGCUUACUGGAUACCAAUGACAAUGUCCCGAAAUUCUCCUCCGACUACUACAUUGCCAGGAUCCCUGAGAACUCCCCAGGGGGCUCAAACGUAGUUGCUAUAACUGCUACAGAUCCAGAUUCAGGGCUUUGGGGAGAAGUCAAGUACUCUAUCUAUGGAACAGGAGCAGAUCUGUUCCUAAUCCACCCAUCAACAGGUAUAAUUUACACCCAGCCCUGGGCUGUAUUAGAUGCUGAAGUGAACUCAAAGUAUAAUUUCUAUGUGAAAGCAGAGGACACAGAUGGGAAGUACAGCCUGGCUGAAGUGUUCAUCACCGUGCUAGAUGUCAACGACCACUCUCCAGAGUUCAAUGAAAACAUCCAGGAAAAGACGAUGAUCAUCGGGUCACCGGUGAAGAUAGAGGCUAUAGAUCAAGAUGCAGAAGAACCCAACAACAUUGUGGAUUAUUCCAUCAUGCAGGCAGACCCAGCCAAUGUGUUUGAUAUAGACCAAAGCACUGGGGAAAUCAAGCUGAAAUCCUAUAUCCGUUCCCUGGACAUCAUCCACAACAUUACAAAGAACAAAGACUGUAUAUGGUCAGUGGUGGUGCAGGCCAAAGACCGAGGCUCCCCUUCCUUCAGCACCACAGCAGUUCUGAAGAUUGAUAUCACAGAGGAGACUCUUCACAAAGGGCCUAUGGCCGCCUUUUUGAUGCAAACUAAAGAUAACCCCAUGAAAGCCUUAGGAGUGCUAGCUGGUGUCAUGGGCAUAAUGGUGCUGAUAACUAUCAUGAUCUCCACUGCCAUGUUCUGGCGCAAUAAGCGCUCCAACAAAAUCAUGCCAGUAAGAAGGAUCAUAAAAAAGAGGCAGACCCAGCCAUCCCGGACGGUGAGGAUGGAGUGGCUGAAGUUCAAGAGGCCCAGCAAUGCCGCGGAGAAGUUUGUCGUCAAGGAUGAUGCCCAGAGCCUGCAGAACGAGAACAGCAACAACAACGUCCAGGUUGCCCCCGUGCCACCAGCUGCCCCCGUGCCCCCGCCACCCCCUGCCCUGGCUCCCAGCGGUGACGCCCCAGGGUGGCGGGUGCCAACCGUGUCCGGCUCCCUCACCCCCAAGUUCAUCAACAAGCAGCUGAAGAAGCGAGGUCACAGCAGCACCCACAACGCUCUGGUGUCAGAGCUCAAAAUGAGGUUUGAGAAGAGGAACGCAGCUAUCGCCGAGCCCCACAUCUAGGCGCUCUUGGCAGCCCCAGAGACUGCGCCUUGUGGCUGUGCGUGGAUAUAUGACGUGCCGUGGUCUUCCCUGUGUCUGUCAGCACCCUGUGAACUGAGAGCAGUCUCUUGCUCUGAUAGCCCCCCUCACCUUCUGAAAGUAUUACGUGAUACGAAGUCGCCCCACCUGUACGAAACGCUGCAGUCUGUGCCCAGUUAGGACUGCCGUUCCUUCGUGUCGUGUCCCAGUGCUGGUUCCACCCUGCAGCUGUCUGACGGGUGCUCAGUACGCCCCCGCACCAGGCAGAGUCUCCCCAAGCAACCAGCGGCUCAGGUUGUCCCUGUUCCGGAGGCCCUGAGCUGGAGUCCUGCUCUUCAAACGAGGUGCUCUGCAGCCGAGGUGCUGGCAGAUGCCACUUCUCAUCUGGUCCAGCAGGGGGGUCUGAGGUGUCUGAAAACCCACCUCAACUCCCAGGUCCAGCUUUGAAGAUGCUGGCCUGGCUGCGGCACCAGGGUCGGUGUGCAGGUCUCCUGGAGCAGCGGUACGGCACGCUGAGAGUGGGCUGCACGUAGGUGGUGCCUGCUGCCCUCGGGGCACGACGUGCAAGGCAGCAGCCAGCGGAACAAUGUGCUGAUGGCCUCGGUACCCCUCAUCCCACAGGUAAGCGGGCAGGCUUGGACAAGUUCUUCAUUUUUCUGCAGCUUAUGCUGGAUUCUGCCAGAGCACAUUGGCAUGAUGCUGCGCUUUGCUUCCACCCUGGACCUGCCUGCUAAUCAGGGGACGGAAGGACCAGCCAUGGCAGGAUGCAAGCACAGAAAUUCAGUAGCAGCACUCGCUCGAUACUGCCUCCUUCUGACACCACAUCCCCUAAUGAGAGGCAGGCCAGCAGGAGGACAUGAUUAAAGCAGCAGGGGAGAUAAGGUAAAGGCAAGAGAAAAAUGAUAAGUGAAAAAUAGAGACAAGUGCUGGAAAGUCACAUAUGUCGGUCAGGGAUGUGUCUGUAAAGAUUACUUUUUUUUUUUUUUUUUUUUUUUUUUUAUCCUGCUAGCAGGAGGUGUCGGGAAAUGUAUUUCAUCACCUCUCCUGGCUUGCUCCAGGGACUGGUGAGUGCAAAAGGAAGUUUCCAUAAAAUAUUCUGGCUUGUCCUAGCAGCGUUUUUGACUGAAUUAUGCAACAGCUAACUGGAAAGGGGGUGGGGACGAUGACAUUUUUUUCCUGUUAGGUGACAGUAAAAAGGCACUGAAGGCAGAGAAGAUUUUUUUACUGGCCCUCCCCACAGUUUCUCUCAUGUUUGUUUCUGAAGAGGUGUUUUUCAGCUGGGCCUGGCUGUUUCCUGUUACCUGGGGAGAAGGCAGCGUGCACUGAUCUGGAGGGGGAGCAGCGCCCUGUGCCCAAGCCCUGGCCCCAUAAGGCGUCUGCGCCAGCUGCCGUGGGUUUGCUGUUGUGGACGGACACCAUAAACAUCAAGAUGGGGAGCAAACCCUAAGUGGUAGGAUGCUGUGUUCAUCAAUGGCUGCUUUUGUCAUUUCAGCUGGACCAGUGGACCUGCUCCUCUGGGGCUCCUCUUCCUUCACCCCAUUAGCUGGUCCUAUUCCCUUCAGCUGCACCAGGGUUUCAUUACCUUAGGAGACAGCUGGUUCAAUGACAAAUCACCCACUUACAGAGAGAAAAGUAUUUUUUAACUUACAUUUAUUCCACCCAGCAGCCAGAGGGUGACUGUGGUUCUUGUCGCCCAUGGGCUGAGCCAGGAGCUGCAGCCGAGAGGGGCCACAGGGCCCGGUGCUGCCCUGAGUUUGCUGCAUGAGUGGUUACCAGCCCUGGUAGUGCAGGGCUCCAGGCGGUGCCUCUGCCCUGGGUCUCCUCGCAGCACAAGCCAUUGGGCCCAGCUCCCCAGGAACGCAGUGCAUCGGGGCUCAGCUCCGGCUCCUCGCAGGUCAGGGACUGAGGGCUGCAGAGCAGCAAGGAGCAGCAGUCUGCCUGGUUUGGGGAGGAACACAAAUAAAAUGCACACUUAAAACAUUUAUCUGAAGUGGCCCCUUGGUAUGGGACUGCACAAGGAGCUGCAUGAGGAACUGUGCAGCUGUAAAACUUGUCUGUAAGGACAGCUUAGUCUGAGUGCCAUGCCCUGAACCAGGCAGAGGCUUUAUUGGGAGCAAAGGAGUGAUGGAGGCCUGGCAGGGAGGAGUGUGGCAGCACGGCAACCCUUGUUGGUGCCAAUGGCUCCUUUCCCAAUUUGUCUUUCAUUUCCUCCACCCAUUUCUUGCCUUCCCUCAGGGCCUGUUGCUUACCCCUGCUGCUGGCUCCCAGGCCCCUGCAUUGUGCGCUGCAUCCACUUCAUCCUCGGGCCCUGAGCGGGUUGGAGGGAGGGGACACACAGCCCCCGUCACCGCUGCUCAGCCCUGGUCCCACUCCUGCAGCCCCACAGGCUCCUUUCGCUGGCUGUCUCUCCUGCAGGCUCUCCAACAUUUCAUGGGGCACCAAAGGCUUGUGAUCUAUUCCCCAUACUACUGUUUUCCUGAUGUUGUGUUGAAGCCAGUAUUCAGUGGUCAUUCUCAGAUGAGGAAAGCCUGUAAAGACCAUUCAAUUAAGUGAGAUUUAGCAGGAAUUACAGGCUUAGUGUUAGAGAUUAUAUUUAAGAGGGAAUAAAGUUGUUUUAUUACUAUGUUGUGAGACUUUUCCAGUUACUUUGUACUUCAACUUCAGAGGUUUUUUAUAAAUUAAAAAAAAAAA